AGAAUCGCUUAUCAUUCACCUUGAUCCCCAAGACUUCUUUCUCGCCACUGAUUUUGAAUCACAAUAGGAAUCCUUGGAAAACCGAUCUGUUCUAGUUGCUCAUCCCCAAGAAGAAAACGGUUGAUCUAAACUAAGAUGCUAAUCAAUGUUCCUCAAAAACUCAACGACGUGACAAAACGAUAUGCGGCAAUUGUUAGUCCUCCAGCAGCUUGUGCAUGUUUUAUGUAUAGACCUUGUGCAUUCGUUUCACUCUCAUUCUUCGUACGUCGUAUCCUUCAUUAAAAAAGAAUUUUCAACUUCAUCAAGAAAAUGAGCGGUCCCACUGCUCGUCGUCUCGUUGCUGGCGAUGGUCCUCAGUUGAGGAACGCGAAGCUCUUCCCCGAUGCCAAAGCCUUCCAAUGCAGUAAGUAUGCUUCGUUUAUCAAGAAGCGAUUGCAGGUCUGGGAUAAGGUUUACGCCAAGCACCAAGCGGCGGAAGCUGCGAAACCAAGAAAAGACAUCACCAUCGAAUUGCCCGAUGGCAAGCAGCUACCGGGAAAGUCGUUCGAGACGACGCCCUUGAGCAUUGCGACGGGAAUAUCGAAGAAAUUGGCGGAGGCGGUGUGUGUGGCGAAAGUACUUAAAUACACUUCCAGAAAGAGGCGCUCUUUACGCCUUAAUUCAAUUACAAGUCCUAAUAAUUUAUAAUUUCUGUGGUUUAAAUACACUCACAGAUGCAGAUGAGAGUGAUUGAUACAUUUUUUCAAUCGAGAUCUCCGAAAAUGAAGAUGCUCACAAUUUUUUUCAAGAUGAAUAGAUCUUCAGGACAAUGGGUGAAUGGAACGGGUGCUGCUCCUGCUGCGCGGGAAGCGCGAUGUUGAGAUCAUAGCCCUGGCGCAUAUGCUUGUCUUGCAUGAUAGCGCUUUUGAUCAUCAUCAUAUUUCAAACCCAGCCGCUCUUGCCCUGCAUGCGCAAUAGCGGCCACCUACACGUCGGACGCCCCUGACGUGUUCCGCUGGUUGCCAUGAGCCUGCGCGUACCAGCUUUGCUCUUUCGCCUUUGCUCUGACGUGUUCCGAUGGUUGCCAUGAGCCUCUGCACUUUCGCCUUGCUCGGGUCAUGCGGGAUCAAAUCUAAGAGCGGCGGUAGCAGACGACUUCCAUCAGGAUCAGCGACAUACCUCUAGAAAAAUGUUCUACUUCUAGUAGUACAACGGCCUUUUUAAUACACCAUGAGAUCGACGAUCAUCAUCAACAACUACUACAGGUCUACUACAAGGAAGCCGUUGCUAGUGAUGUAGUCGCAGCCGACGAAGAAAUAGAGACAGAUGAGGAGAACUCAGAUGACGAGGAGGAGGAGAAAGAGUCCUUCGUUCUAUGGGACCUUAGCAGGCCGCUGGAAGGAAGCUGUACAACUACUUACUCUUGAUAACAAUUAUGUUCAUCAAGGAACAAGAAGAAGUAGAACUAGAAGCAGCAAAUUUGUUCGGAUUUUUCUGGAAUGUUGAACUUGAAAGAGGUGCUACGUACAACUAGUAGUUCUUGCGCCAGCUAAUCUCGACUUCCAAUCUGAGAAGAUCUCUACUCCUGUCCUUAUAAAGCUAUCCGUAUCCACCUCUUUUCAACUUGAAUCAGGUAAAAUCGAGUUAUUGAAAUUCGACGAUAUCCAAGGGUCAGAAGCCUUCUGGCAUAGUUCCUCACACCUUUUGGGAUGGGCAAUCGAGCAGGAAUAUGGCGCACAUCUUACGAUCGGACCAUCGACUUCGAAGGGGUACUACAAUUUCAAUUUGACUUGUGAUUUAUGACCAUCUUUGACUUGUGAUCUGUACUUAUUUGAUUUUGUCUACAAUUUCAAUUUGACUUGUGAAGAUUUGUAGUAUUUGAUUUGGUUGAACCAAAAAUGAAGUAGUUGUUUGGACUACUUUCAAGAUUUUAGGAUUAGAAGCAAGACCAAGAUCAACGCCGCCAGGUUCUACUACGACGCUUUCUUCGGCGAGAAGAAGAUGUCCACCGUGGACGAUCUUCCCAAGCUGGAGGCUAAAAUUGGCGAAAUCGUAAAGAAGAAUGAACCUUUCAUCCGCUGUGCUAUCACGAAAGAAGAUGCCCUUGAGAUGUUUGGAGACAAUCCGUUUAAGGUCCAGCUCAUCACGAAUAAAGUGCCGGAUGGUGCUAUGACUAGCGCUUACAGAUGUGGCGAUUUGAUCGAUCUCUGCAGAGGACCGCAUCUGCCGACCUCGGGAAGAGCCAAGACCUUCUGGAUUAACAAGAAUAGUGCGAGUUUUUGGUAGUUCUUCACUUCUUUAUUCCCUUGUAUCUUUGGUUUUCGUUAUUUCUACUUUUUAUAACUUGAACAAUACCGAAACAUACUCACAUGAUUAAAACUUCUUGCCACUUACGAAACAGACUCUCUCUCCAUCACAACUCUUCAACUCCAACCAGGUUGGGCAAAGACACCAACGACAGCUUGCAGCGAAUCUAUGGUAUCUCCUUCCCGUCCGACAAGGAAAUGAAGGAACACAAGAGACAGUUGGAGGAGGCGGCAAAGAGGGAUCAUCGUGAAAUCGGCAAGAAGCAGGAAUUGUACUUCUUCUCUGAUUACUCUGCUGGAAGUUGCUUCUGGAUGCCACACGGAGCUAGGAUCUACAACAGGCUUGUAGAAUUCAUGAGAAGGGAAUACGCGAUCAGAGGAUUUCAUGAGGUAUACUAUAAAUAUAAAUAUAUGUAGUUUUUGCUUAUUUUGUACUUUUUGCUUUUGGCUAAUGUUAAAUAAUUCAGGAAGAUCAUUAUCAGGUCGUGAUUGUCUGAAAUACAACUUUCUUUUUGAUACAUCCACCGAUUGGCAUUCUCUUUUUCUUCUCGCCGAGAUGCUAAGAAAAGAUCGUGUAUCUACUCCACUCCACUCCACCACCAGGUGAUCACGCCCAACUUGUACCACGAGAGUCUCUUCAAGGCUUCUGGCCAUUACUACAAGUACAAGGACGACAUGUACAACAUGGACAUCGAAGGUGAAAAGUGGUUCCUCAAGCCGAUGAACUGUCCUGGUCACUGCGUGGUUUUCUCCCAUCGUGUCCGCAGUUACAAGGAAUUACCCUUCCGCAUGGCUUCCUUCGGUGUGCUCCAUCGUAACGAGAAGUCCGGUUCUCUAUCCGGUUUGACCCGCGUCCGCAGGUUCCAACAGGAUGAUGCACAUAUUUUUUGCCGCAUGGACCAGAUCAGAGACGAGAUCCGUAGUGCCUUAGCGUUCGUGAAGUUCAUGUACGACACUAUUGGAUUGGACUUCAAGAUGAAGCUGUCCACGAGGCCAAAAAAGGCCAUUGGUUCGAAAGAGGUCUGGAACAACGCAGAGAAGCAAUUGGAAGCAGCACUGAACGAGAGUGGCAAGGAGUGGACCUUGAACAAGGGAGAUGGCGCUUUUUACGGUCCGAAGAUCGAUUUCAAGGUGAAGGAUGCGAUUGGCCGAGAACACCAAUGUGCUACGAUCCAGCUGGAUUUCUGCCUGCCCAUGCGAUUCAACCUGCAGUACCGCACCAAGGAGAACGAGGAUGCGGCUGCAAACGAGGCUGAGGCCGCAAAAGCAGCAGCGGAACAAGAAAAAGGACAAAAGGCCGAGAAAGGUGAAAAGGGAGCAGCAAAGAAGGAUGCGAACAAGAAGAAAGGAGCUGCUGCUGUUGCUGCGCCAGCGGAGGGAGCUGAGCCGUCAUCUGGUACUGAAAUGAUAGAAACUCACUGGAGAAGAUGUAUCUUCUAUACAUGGUCGAUAAUCUUGAUGAAUGUCGGAACCCUUUAAAACACUUCUCCAAUAGUAUCCUUACGCAAAUACAACUAAGUACAUCCACGACCUCUAGGUUCAUCCGCCCCAGCUGCACCAGUUGACGACGCGGCUCUUAAAGCCGCAAAAGAAAAGAAGAUGGAGGCACAGGGUCUGGAAGGUACCUUGAAACCUGGCCACGAACGACCUGUCAUGGUUCACCGAGCGAUCUUAGGAAGUGUGGAACGAUUCACCGGUACUUAUGAAGUUGAUGUAACUUUUUAAUCUCUCACUACUAGGAUAAUUAGGUGGAACAUAUUAAUGUUACACUGUAGGAACAUAUUCAUGUUACACACUGUCUGAACAAGAUAUCUCUGUAAUUCUUGUUGUCUUAAAAAUGUUUGUAAUCGUACUUCAAAAUAUCCUCCACCUCCAUCACCAUUCACACUCAACAACUAACAGGUAUCCUCUGUGAGCACUAUGGCGGAAAGUGGCCAUUCUUUAUUUCUCCCAGACAAGUGAUGGUUGUUCCGACGCACGCUGGCCUCAACAGUUACUGCGAGUGGGUCGCUGAGCAGUACAGAAAUUUCGGUCUUUUCGCCGACGCCGACAUCAGUAGCAAGACCAUGAACAAGAAGGUCCGAGAGGCGCAAUUAGAACAGUACAACUACAUCGCCAUCUGCGGUGAGAAGGAACAAGGUAAACUAAGUGUGGAUUUGCGUGAUCGUGACUUGGGAAGGAGUAUUGGUAUGUUCACGGUCACUAAGAGUGUGGAGAUGUUCUUGGCCAAGACCUUCCCGAACAGCAAGCCUGCCAACGUGUUUGAUUCCUUCGAGGGACAGACUCCGGAGAGCGUAGGUGGAGCAGCUGCGCCAGCUCCCACGGCAGUGGAGGACAAGAAGGUCGCGUCUGGACCUUCCUCAUCUGAAGAAGGUGGCGCUUCGUCAUCUUCUGUUGCGGAGAAGAGUGGAAAGCAGAAUGCUGCUCCAGCUAAGAAUGGAGGGAAGCAAAGCAAUGUCAAUGCUGGAGCAGGUGGUAACAACAAGGGCAAUGCACAAGCAAAGAAUGGAAAUGCAGCACCUGCUAAAGCUUCAUCAAGCGGAAGCUCCGCAGCGUCUCUACCACCAGCUCCUGGAGGUAAGUCGUGGGAAAGCCAUUUUGCUGAGUUUCCGUACGUAGAUGGCUAUGUUUGCGGUGCUGCAGACAGAGAUCUCUCCACGAAGUUCAACGCGGAAAGCGCAAAGAGUCUAGGUGUCAACACUGAGCGCUGGUUCUCUCACGUGCAGAACCUGGUGCAGAGCAACAGCAUCUAGAGGAGGUGGAAUUGGUAAGAGACAAGGAUCUUCAUAUUUAUUACAUUUGAAAAGUUGUUUUACAACAACAACAUUUUGGAGAAGCAUAUAAAGGAGUGGAAUGUGAUAUCUUUGUCCUUGUUACCCAAGCAGGUUCACACACGAAGAACUUACAUGAACCUGCAGAUGUUGAAUACUUUUUCAGUGCUGGUAGCUUUUAUCGCCUGUUUUCAACUGCAGGACUUUCACUGCAAGACUUCGACUACAUCGUGACCAACUACAUUCCUCCAUACUCCAGCAUUCAUACUUCAGCAUUUGUUUUUUACUGAUUGUAUCUAUCACAUCAAGAUCAAAAUCUAGUCAAUCAUACUACAUAGUUAGGUUCGUAGCGUAUUGGGGCUUGCCUAAGCGCACAGGUAGCCCAUAAAAAGCAUGUUGAGUGGUACACUGCCUUCACCUUUGCGAUAGGCAUCUAUAUCUCGAGAGUUUUUAACCUCUGCAACUGCAUUUUUUACAGGGAUCAAGCACCCUGUUGAGAAAUGCUGCAUGUAGUAGUUCAAGACUUUUGAGAAUUCAGAAUUGUCUAUUGCCUACUCUGAUUGAUCCGAACAAGACAAAAAUGGACGAAACAAGUUUAACGUUUUUUGGCAAGAAGUAAAAGACUCAGGCUACUCGAAGCUAUAAGAACUUCGAGUUGUGUAUCUACUUCUAGGAGACGUCAUACAAUGACAAUACUAGACACUCAUUGUAUUUUUGCUAGUAAGAAAAGUUUGGAUAAUUUCUUGGCAAAGAAACCUCCAAAUAUGCGAUGAACUAUACUAAUACUUCCAUGUUGUUGUUAUUGAAGUUGAACAUCUUACAGAGCACGAAUCCAUGUCUUCGUCUUGUUUUGCUUUUUGAAGCUGUAGUAAUGAUUACUUCUUCUUUCACCAGAUCUUCUUUGAGUAGAUCUUUGCCCUAAAAAUUGCAAGUCACCACUUUUCCUUUCCUUCCACGCCUCUUACCAGUACCACUCAU
This is a messenger RNA of Amoebophrya sp. A25, 6034 nucleotides long. NCBI's taxonomy places the organism in Eukaryota, Dinophyceae, Syndiniales, Amoebophryaceae. The record is from the annotation of a GenBank genome assembly.